Molecule: messenger RNA, 429 nt
Organism: Alternaria arborescens
Lineage: Eukaryota; Fungi; Ascomycota; Dothideomycetes; Pleosporales; Pleosporaceae
Exons: 1
Coding region: 1-429 (142 amino acids)
Source: RefSeq, a predicted model, not a curated record
AUGUCAUGGGCCCGGUACGACUUGACAUAUGCGGUUCCCCGGCGCCCGAACUGGGGAGCUAAUGCUGAGGCCUGGCGACUCGGUCUUGCAUUCUAUCUGAACGGCAUGGUCGACAAAGGCUCGUCGAUUGCGGCGUACACGGUGACAGAAUACAUAAACGGCACGUUGCAGAAUGAGACGGCCGAUCACAUCACUUAUCUUCCAGGGUUGAAUAUCAUCAAUAUGACUACUCAGGUUGCGAGGAAUGUGGGAACUGAUUCGCUUGGUGCUCCCCGAAUAGCUGGUGGCUUGGUAUGGGGUAGCCGAAUCGGCAAGUCUGGGAACGGCACGCUCGUGGCAAUGGGCGGUAUGCGCAGCGCAGGACAAAGGAUCGACACGUUCAGCAACGGAGUCUUGGUAAUCCAAGGAUCUAGGAUUUUUGUUGCCUGA